This is a messenger RNA of Gossypium raimondii (Peruvian cotton), 712 nucleotides long. Its product is annotated as ubiquitin-60S ribosomal protein L40. The transcript is spliced from 5 exons. NCBI's taxonomy places the organism in Eukaryota, Viridiplantae, Streptophyta, Magnoliopsida, Malvales, Malvaceae. Gene Ontology annotation, biological process: translation; protein ubiquitination; modification-dependent protein catabolic process. Bases 88 to 474 code for a protein of 128 amino acids. Gene Ontology annotation, cellular component: ribosome; nucleus; cytoplasm. Gene Ontology annotation, molecular function: structural constituent of ribosome; protein tag activity; ubiquitin protein ligase binding. The record is from RefSeq and is a predicted model, not a curated record.
ACUUCAUCACUUCGAAAGCCGUAGAAAAACCAGUAUAAAACCCUAACAAUCCGCCGCUAAGCACAGCUUAAAUCGAAAGAAAAAAAGAUGCAGAUAUUCGUGAAAACCCUAACCGGCAAGACCAUAACUCUCGAGGUCGAGAGCAGCGACACCAUCGAUAACGUCAAAGCCAAGAUCCAAGACAAAGAAGGAAUUCCCCCGGACCAACAACGUUUAAUUUUUGCUGGUAAACAACUUGAAGAUGGCCGUACAUUGGCUGAUUACAACAUUCAAAAAGAAUCAACGCUUCAUCUUGUUUUAAGGUUGAGAGGUGGAAUUAUUGAGCCUUCUUUAAUGGCUUUGGCUCGUAAAUACAACCAAGACAAAAUGAUUUGCCGCAAGUGUUAUGCUCGGUUGCAUCCGAGAGCGGUGAACUGUCGCAAGAAGAAAUGUGGUCAUAGCAAUCAGUUGAGGCCCAAGAAGAAGAUCAAGUAAACUAUGACUGACUAUGGUGGUUUAUGUCAUAGCUGGAUAUGGCUGUUGUUGAGAAGUUUUUGAGUUAUAAUUGAGGUUAAAAAUUAUACUUUUUGACUAUGUUUGGGCUAGUCCUCUUUUGGGUUGCAAUAAUAUGCACAAAAUGUUGUUAUUAUGCUUUCAAUGUUUUUACUUUAUAAUAUUAGAGCUGUAAUCCCGAUGAAACAGUUUUAUCAUGCAAUAUAUAGUGCAUUUAUAA